Molecule: messenger RNA, 4735 nt
Organism: Hypanus sabinus (Atlantic stingray)
Lineage: Eukaryota; Metazoa; Chordata; Chondrichthyes; Myliobatiformes; Dasyatidae
Gene: sys1
Product: SYS1 golgi trafficking protein
Exons: 4
Coding region: 587-1057 (156 amino acids)
Biological process (GO): Golgi to endosome transport; Golgi to plasma membrane protein transport; protein localization to Golgi apparatus
Cellular component (GO): trans-Golgi network; Golgi membrane
Source: RefSeq, a predicted model, not a curated record
CUUUAAGUGACAAUGUUGUCAGCCAGCUGUCCGGCAGCGCUCCGCCCCCCUCAACCCCACCAUUCCCGGCCGGGUCCUCACUCACACAGCCAGUCUCGUCGAAUUCCCAGUCCUCCUCCAUAAUCAUCACAUAGUGUCCUCUACCCUCUCAUUAUCCUUCAGCCCUUCCCCCUCCUCUCCUUCCACCUAUAUGCCCACCCUCCCCCUCCAUUCCUCUGCUGCCUCCUACUCCUUUCCAUCAUGCCCACCUAUUCUCCAGUCAUGCUGUCCAGUGUUCUCCUUCUAACACCCCCUCCCCCUUAGUUGCUGCUCCAUUAUCUCAGUGGCACAGGCACUGUUAGUGUUUUACUUCCAUGACCGGCGAGGGGCGGUCAAGUUCCCGGGGAUGUGGAUUAGCUGAUGAGCACACUUCAUUUAAUAAUUCCUGUCUGUCUUCGAAAAAAUUUAAGGUGUAUGAGUGCAUCCAUUUCCAGACUCGGUGUCCUUGGUGAUUUGGAUCUGUCUCACAACACUUCGUCUCUGCAAACACCAUGCGCCCAAUAACUAAAGACUGAGAGAAGUUGUGAUUCCAGAGGGAGUUGUGGGAAUGGCUGGACACUUCCGCAGCUAUGUUUGGGAUCCCAUUCUCAUUGUGUCUCAGAUUAUCCUAAUGCAGUGCAUCUACUACAGCUUCUUAGGCAUCUGGUUGGCUGUGGUGGACAGCCUGGUGCAGAAUGGUCGAUCACUUGAUCAAAUAUUUAGUUAUGAGGUGUUGGGGUUUUCCACGGGUCAGGGGAGACUUUCAAUGAUGGCCUUUGUCCUCAAUUCGCUCACAUGCGCACUUGGUUUGUGGUAUUUUAUCCGGAGAGGAAAGCAGUGUUUGGAUUUCACCGUGACUGUCCAUAUCUUCCACUUUAUGGGCUGUUGGAUCUAUAAUUUGCACUUUCCCACAGCACUGACCUGGUGGCUGGUGAACACUGUGUGCAUUGCCCUGAUGGCAGUGAUAGGUGAGUACCUGUGCAUGCGGACAGAGCUGAGAGCCAUUCCUGUGAACGCUGGGCCCAAAUCUAACCUGUGAGCACAGCUUCUUGGAUUUGUCUAGUCACGACUGAAACUGCUGCAGCAACCAGUGUUAAAAUGGAUUGUGACAACUUCUAUCUCAAUGUUAACAAGACUUGGUGCACAUGUGUUUUUGUCGCCGUAUAUAACCCUUCUGGAUAAAAGAGUCCUUUGUUUCUAUCAAGCCUUUCUACGCAUGGAACUUUCUGGAUUUCGGUGGAUGGAGUUGGUGUUUGGUGACGGAGAUCACAAGCAAGAGACGUAUACAGUUGUAUAAACCGAUCUAGAUCUGGAUUCACUGGGGUUUCCUUCCAGUCAGAUUUACUGAGAGUCUGUUGUGCUGCUUUUAUUUCUAAGAGACCCCCACAUACUGGAUUGCUCCAACAUUUUUCUCUGAUUUGUCUUUGCCUGAUCUAAAUUCCCUUUUACAUUUGACAUUGAACUUGUGCACAGACUAAUUAUCUGCAAACUAGAAACCUGUGUCUCAAAUAUCCAUUCAAUAAGAAGUGUUGACUCUGUCAUCAACUGACCCCUGGAAUCUAUUGUAACACUGGAUGUGUCUGGCAUUGCGUAGAUAAGCAAAAAAUUAAGCAUAUCUUGUUUUGAUAUUGACAUGUUAUCUCCUAACUAGUGUAAGAUGGUUUUAAUUAACUGGUAAAGGCACUUUGAAAGGCUGGUCCUGGAUCUGAGGACUGAUACCUAUGCACAGUCCAGACUCUAGUGCCAUGUUUAAUUAACAUGGUAUGCAGCUUGAUCUCUAUUUUGUUUAAAAGACAAUGAGGAAUAAAUCUAUUGCAGUGCUUAAAUAUAAACUUUUUAGUUCUUGGUUCCAAUCACUUCUUGCAAAGAUAGUGGGCUCUGACUACAUUAGGCAUAUCUGUCACCAUCUGAUUUCCACAUCCUACGUGAUGAUUCUUGUUAGGGUUUGGUCACCAGUCAAGUCAUGAUGGAAAUUUGGGCAGUGAUGUUGAAGAGCUGUUCAAGGGAUCUUCUACCUGUGUUUAUUGGAUGCAUCUCAUUUCAUUAACUGCGCGUAAUAAUCCCCAAAAUCAAAGAAAUAGACACAUUAUAAAAAAGGUUUUUUGUUUGUGCUGUAUCUAGAUUUGAUCACUGCCUCCAACAGUUUUCAUAAUGUUUGAGAAAUGGGCUCUUGCAUCUGUUGUGUGAAAUAGAGACAUUCACUGCUAUGUUAUUGCCUGUCAGGACUUUCCACAUAAUGAGUUGCACCUUGGUAGGGGGGGUUAGUCAUUUUAAUAUCAGUAAGAGUAACAGGCAUGAAAAUCAUAGACUCUGAAAUGUGAUGUAAGGAAAUUGUGUUAUGGAGCAUGUGAAUUGUAAAUAAUAAAUCAACUGAAAAAAUUAGGAGCCCCAGUAGUAUCUAAAGAAAGAUAUAAUUUGAAAAAUGGGAUGAGAAAAGACCAUUCAUCUCCCCAAAGUUCAAAGUAAAUUUAUUAAAGUCUGUACAUGUUACCUUGAGAUUCAUUUUCUUUCGGGCAUUAACAGAAAAAAGAAAUACCUAAACAAACACUGGCAAACAACCAAUGUGCAAAAGAAGACAAACUGUGCAAAUAAAAAUAAUGCUGAAGACAUGAGCUGUAAAGAAUCCUUGAAAGUGAGUCCGAAGGUCAUAGAAUCAUUUCAGAGUAGUGAUGAUUGAAGCCUGAUAGUUGUAGGAUAACUUCCUGAAACUCUGUGUCUGUCCUAAGGCUUCUAUAUUUCCUGCCUGACAUCAUUCCAUCGUAUCAUUGCUGAUCUCUGCCUCAAUACUUACAACUCCUGUUAGUCUUUUCCAGUAGAAGCUUAGAGGUAAGUUUCAGUUAACCCACCACAACCAGUAUUUGUGUUCCAGGUUCUUCCUCCUUCCUCUUUGUGAUAUAAAACCAAAAAAAAAAGUUUCCAGGUUUAAAUCCUAAUAGAAUUUAAUUUUGAUUGUUUCCCCAGUUCUAUAUGCCCUCAGUGAUUUCUUGCUUCCAACAGCUCUCCUAAUUCAUAAGCUUUUCUUCAGUCUUCCUCGGUUGGCUUGCUUUCUGCAUUGUUUUGAUCAUCGUGACUGUUUAAUCACACAAUGAAACCUUUGCCUUUUAGCAGUAUAAUUGGUUUUGUACUGUACAAAAACUCAAGCGGUUCCCAUUGUUUUAACAGCUUAACUUUCAAAAGAAUGAUAUCUAAAAUAAAUUUGAUCAGUUGACCUUUUCCCCUGUUGAGUUAAUAGUGAUCACUUUAUUGUCUGUCUAAAUUCUGGCUUGUGAUUCAAUACUAAAUCCCAUAUAAUCUACUCAUGUAUUGGUUGGAAGACAGGUUCUAGAAGUGCAUUGCCUUUGAGUUGCUUUGCUUCUGCCAGAUACAUAAUAUGAACAUUCAAAGUCUCCCAUAAAUGGAGAAAAAGCAGCUCUCGAGGAUGGCUUUAAUUUCAGUACAUGUAGGUUGCCUGAUAAAAUCUCCUUAUUAACUGUAAUCUCCUUAUUAACUUUAAUCUUAAUUUUUCUUCUGAAAUAAUUAUCCAACUUUUUUAUUUUAAAGGGAGUUGCCCCUGAGGAAAUUGUAAAUAACAUGAGAAUAUUCUGAACAGUUAGCUCUUUCAAAGUUCAAAGUAAAAUUAUCAAAGUACGUGUAUGUCACCAUAUACAACUGUGAUAAUUCAUUUCUUUUGGCCAUAAGCAACAAAUCUUUAAAGUAAUAACCAUAACAGAAUCAAUGAAAGACCACCCAGUUUGGGUGUUCAACCAGAGGGCAGAAGAUGACAAACUGCAAAUAUAGAAAGAAAGACAGUAACAAUUAAUAUUGAGAACCUGAGAUGACAAGUCCUUGAAAGUGAAUGGAUUGGUUAUGGAAUAUUUCCAUGAUGAGGCAAUUAAAGUUGAGUGAAGUUAUCCCCUUUCGUUCAAGAGCCUGAUGGUUGAUGAGUAGUUACUGCUUCUGAACCUGGUGGUGAGAGUCCUGAGAAUCUUGUACCUUGCCCCUGAUGGCAGUAGUGAGAAGAGAGAAUGUGCAAGGUGGUGGGGGUCCUGAUGAUGGAUGUGCUGAAUGUAGGGAAGGGCUUUACCUGUGAUGGACUGGGCUGUAUCCAUUACUUUUUGUAGGGUUGUCCAUACAAAGGCAUUGGUGUUUCCAUACUAGGCUGUGAUGCAGCCAGUCACUAUACUCUCCACCACACAUUGAUAGAAGUUUAUAAAAGUUUUGUAUAUCAUGCCAAAUCUUCACAAACUCGUAAGGAAGUGGCAGCACUGCUGUGCUUUCUUCAUAAUUGCACUUAUGAGCUGGCCCAGGGCAGAUCCACUGAAAUAACACCGAGGAUUUUAAAAUCACUCCUCUCCACCCUCUGAUGACCCAAUGAAAACUGGUUCAUGGACCGCCUGUUUCCUCUUCCUUAAGUCAAUAAUCAGCUCCUUGUUCUUGCUGACAUUAAGUAAGAAGCUUUGGUUAUGGCACCACUCAGCCAGAUUUUCGAUCUCCGUCUGACAUGUUGAUUCAUCACCUCCUUUGAUUAGCCUACGACAAUGGUGUCUCUGACAAACUUGACCCAUUUCAUUAUGUUUGCACUUACUUCAAUUACCUUUUCAUCUCAUCAGUUAUGUUCAUUUGCUGCAUUACAAUAAUUAAAAAUAUUUGUAUUGUUAAUGUAGUUAAAUAUAACUCUGUCUAUCCUAAUGUAAGUGUGGCAACUGAAUUUGAUAUGAUAAAUUUAAGCUUGUUGUUA